This is a messenger RNA of Lichtheimia ornata, 1287 nucleotides long. RefSeq lists its product as uncharacterized. Bases 1 to 1287 code for a protein of 428 amino acids. The transcript has 2 exons. The record is from RefSeq and is a predicted model, not a curated record. NCBI's taxonomy places the organism in Eukaryota, Fungi, Mucoromycota, Mucoromycetes, Mucorales, Lichtheimiaceae.
AUGGUUCGACGACAACACGCUCCAACAUCUGACGCCGCCUCGAAUUCCACCCACACCAACUUUAUUGAUAUCGUCUCCUCCUCCCGCAAUCCAACCAAUGAAUCAUCAUCAUCGUCAUCAUCAUUAUCAUCGCAAGACGAGAUACGCUUUAUCAAUCAUCUCUCCACCAAAUACAAACGAGCCCCUGUGCGUUUUCGGAUUGAGCCUGCACCCCAAUGUUGUGAUGAACAAGGUCGAUUAAUAUGUUCUCCCGGUUCUUUUAUUGAAGGCAACAUUUACAUUGAACUUGCUGAACCACUCGCAGCCAUGCAGCUAAAGUUGAUAUAUAAGGGAACCGAAUACUUGAACUAUGACGCCAUGGCCUGGGGAAAACGGGUAGAUGAAGAUCCAAUGUUUAGCGUGUGUACAGUUUUGUGGGGGAUUUCAGCGCGCGAGGCUCAGCAGUGCGGUAAUUGGCCAUUGAUGGAGCCUGGCACUCAUCUGUUUCCAUUCGCUUGUCAAAUGCCCGACGUCAAUUAUCCAUCCGCUUGGCUUGAUAAUCCACUCGUUCAAUGCCGCUAUUACCUCUAUGCUAGUGUUGAGCGUCCUGGUUAUAGACCUUUCCAAACCGAACAAUGCCCCGUCUUUUUCAAGCCCAUCCUUCCUAUUGAUACCGCCACGACGACUCCCUUUCAAGAUGAUAAACCCAUCGGCUCCUCUAUACCUAUUCGUGUUUCUUUCAAUACAGCAUACGUGUGUAACGAUGACGACGACGACGAUACUAAUGCAUUGAGGAUUUCAUGCGGUACUACGCGUGGUGGUGAUUAUCACAUUGUUGCCAUAGCAACGCUUGAACAACACUACAAGGUGGUUACCAGCGGCUUUCAUUACAGCAAAACGAUCGUUGUGCGUCAAGCGGAACAACGCAUUGAUAGCGACAACCAUAUUAUUUCCAUGCCAUUACGAGAAUUGCCUCCCAGCAUGAAUUAUGGCCGUCAAAUCGAUCUUCGCUACAUGAUACGCCUCACAAUCAAAUCGCGUCAAGGAUCUACAUUACACCCAUCGAAAAAGAAACGAUCGUAUUUGGUGCCUAUCACUCUCGGCACGGAUGAUGCUAAUCGAGUCGCAGCAACAACAGCAGCAACGCCCAUACCUUACUCGGAUCCUGAAGUCGUUAAUGAUACUACCUUACACACCAAACCAAAAUUUAUUCGUGUGUCGAUGUCGGAUGCAGCCAUGUUUGGUUUACCUGCUUAUGAUGCUGAAACUAGUCCACCAGAAUAUUGUGAGCAGCAACCAUCGUCAUAA